AUGUCUCACACGCUCUGCGACCCUUGCAAGAAACUCCCAUCAGAAUGGCUCAUCCCCCGCUUCCACGAAACCUCCCCAACAGGAGCAUCACAUCACUGGACACAUGCCUCCUGGACUGAAUUCCAAAAAAGCGCCGAAUCAUGUUCACUCUGCUCUCUCGUGAGAAGCGAGCUCCGGCCCACGGCAAGGAAAGACUUCUUCCAGACCCAGGAGCCCGGCAUCCGGUUUACGUCAUCGGGAUUCUCGGGCCUGGAGGUCUGGUGCGUGGAAGAGCAGCAGACGUGCAGGCUCACGAUUGGGCUUGAUGGAGAUGAUAUCAAUCGCGUGCCACCAGAAAGCCGGAAACUGUUCCAAGCACGCAUUAUAAGUCCCAAGGCCGGAGACGACAAAAACAUCGCUACCAUCAAAUCCUGGCUACAUAAAUGCACCGCAACCCACACCAAAUGCUCCUCGUGGGGCCAGCCAACCUCACCAAGCAGCAGAUAUCUCCCAACCCGAGUCCUCGAUGUUGGGGACUCGAAUUCCCCAACGAUAAGGCUCCAUGAACCAAAGGACGACGAGAAUGAAAAAUACAUCGCACUCAGCUACUGCUGGGGGAAAGGAAAUCCCUAUCUGACCGACCGCGCGAACCUACAACGCCACCUCGACGGCGACAUCAAGCUGUCCGAUCUCCCCAAGACGCUUUCCGAUGCCGUCGAGCUGACGAGAAAGCUCGGCGUGAAGUACAUCUGGAUAGACGCACUGUGCAUCGUCCAAGACCACCGCGAAGAUUGGAUCCAUGAGGCUGCCAUGAUGGACAGAGUCUACCUCCAAGCGUACCUCACUAUAGCAGCUUCAGCUUCUGCGGACACAAUGGGUGGGCUGUUCACGCCUCGCACGCCCCGGCACGAGACAUCAGCGCAAUUGUCCUGGCCGCAAGGAGAUGGAAAGGAGCCGAUUACACUCCACAUACUACCGACAUUCGACAGUCUCAGCGACGAGCAGAAGACAUCGCCCUUAGCGACCCGCGGCUGGACCUUCCAAGAGCGCGCCCUCAGCGGCCGAACCCUCCACUUCGGCGCCCACCAAUCCCACUUCGAAUGUCAAGAAGCCAGCUUCUCGGAGUCCUCAGCGCCCGACGACGCCGGCCACCGCACAGGCGACUUCUUCGAGAUGCGCGACAUGGCGCCCACCACCACCAGCGAGCCCAUCCCGACGCACCUCCUCCACAGCAAGUGGGCGUGGGUGGUCUCGCAGUUCAGCUCACGGCGGCUCACGGCCGAAGGCGACGUGUUCGCCGCGCUGGGCGGCAUCGCGGCGCUGUUCGCUGGCAAGGACGCUCUCGGCAAGUACUUCUGCGGGCUGUGGGAGGACGAGAUCCACAGGCAUCUGCUGUGGUAUAGCGAUAGGGAUGACGAUGAGGGGGGAGUGCCGGCCGAGCAUACGAAGCCCGCGGCGUAUCGCGCGCCGUCGUGGUCGUGGGCGGCGGUCAAGGGACCCGUGCGGAACAGGGCGCUGGAGAUUUUCUUCCGGGUGAGCAGGGAGGAGGGGAUCAGGAUGACGGAGGAGUUGGGGUCGGAUGGCCUGAGGUCGCAUAAGCUUUUGCAUGUUAGGGCGAUUAAAGUCGAGGUGGAGGGGUCGACGUCGUUUGGUCCUGUCAUCGAGGCUGUUUUGAAGGUCACGGGCGUGGUGUAUCCAGUCAGGAGGGCGAGGCUGCUGCGGAGGGGCGAGUAUGCGCUGCAGAUUGCGGAUGGUAGGACCGUGGGGAAUGUUAUUUGGGAUGUGGAUGAGGUGCCGGCGAGGGAGACGAAUCUCUGGAUAUGUCCAGUGAUGCAGCGGCAAAAGAUCGAGAACGGAUGGGCUGUGAGCGAUUGUUUGAUAUUGAGGACAUCGGGCGUCAAUAUGGAUGGCGAGUUGACUUUCGAAAGGGCUGGAGUCGGCAGAACUACGAAUUUCUGGGUCAAGGGUGCUGUUCAUCAAGACUUCACUCUGGUCUGAUCUGUUCACAGCCGUUGUUGUCACUUCAAGAUACUCAGGGAAAAGGGAAGCAAUAAUAUAUUUCCAAAGCUUGUCAUUUUUCAAGUAGAUAACGACACGAUCACAAUU
Molecule: messenger RNA, 2085 nt
Organism: Aaosphaeria arxii CBS 175.79
Lineage: Eukaryota; Fungi; Ascomycota; Dothideomycetes; Pleosporales
Product: HET-domain-containing protein
Exons: 3
Coding region: 1-1977 (658 amino acids)
Source: RefSeq, a predicted model, not a curated record